GGGAACAAACUUCAGAGCUAGAAGAGAGGCGGGCCCAGGGCACCCUCCGCGGACCUGGGCAGUGAGGGCCUGCGACCGGCCAGGGCAGCGGCGUGGCGGCGGGCGCGACGGGCACCUGCGUGAGGAAGCCUGAGCACCCGGCGGCUGCAAGCGACUCCGCGCGAUGCCUCACAACUCCAUCAGAUCCGGCCAUGGAGGGCUGAACCAGCUAGGAGGGGCCUUUGUGAAUGGCAGGCCUCUGCCUGAAGUGGUGCGCCAGCGCAUUGUGGACCUGGCCCACCAGGGUGUGAGGCCCUGCGACAUCUCCCGCCAGCUCCGUGUCAGCCAUGGCUGUGUCAGCAAGAUCCUUGGCAGUAGGUACUACGAGACUGGUAGCAUCCGACCUGGAGUGAUAGGGGGCUCCAAGCCCAAGGUAGCCACCCCCAAGGUGGUGGAGAAGAUUGGAGACUACAAGCGGCAGAACCCUACCAUGUUUGCCUGGGAGAUCCGAGACCGGCUCCUGGCCGAGGGCGUCUGUGACAACGACACUGUGCCCAGUGUCAGCUCCAUCAACAGAAUCAUUAGGACCAAAGUGCAGCAACCAUUCAACCUCCCCAUGGACAGCUGUGUGGCCACCAAAUCCCUGAGCCCAGGACACACACUUAUCCCCAGCUCAGCCGUGACACCCCCAGAGUCACCCCAGUCGGAUUCUCUGGGCUCCACCUACUCCAUCAAUGGGCUCCUGGGGAUCGCUCAGCCUGCUGGCGAUGGCAAGAGGAAGAUGGAUGACAGUGACCAGGAGAGCUGCCGGCUGAGCAUCGACUCCCAGGGCAGCGGUGGGCCCCGCAAGCACCUUCGCACAGACGCCUUCAGCCAGCACCACCUGGAGCCACUCGAGUGCCCCUUUGGGCAGCACUACCAGGAGGCCCACGCCUCCCCCGGCCACACCAAAGGCGAGCAGGGCCUCUACCCGCUGCCCUUGCUCAACAGUGCCCUGGACGACGGGAAGACCACCCUGACCCCUUCCAGUACACCCUUGGGGCGCAACCUCUCAACUCAUCAGCCCUACCCCGGGGUGGCAGAUCCUCAUUCACCCUUCGCCAUAAAGCAGGAAACCCCCGAGGUGUCCAGUUCUAGCUCCACCCCUUCCUCUUUAUCUAGCUCCGCCUUUUUGGAUCUGCAGCAAGUCGCCUCCGGGGUCCCAGCAGGUGCCUCGGUCCCACCCUUCAAUGCCUUUCCCCAUGCUGCCUCCGUGUACGGGCAGUUCACGGGCCAGGCCCUCCUCUCAGGGCGAGAGAUGGUGGGGCCCACGCUGCCUGGAUACCCACCCCACAUCCCCACCAGUGGACAGGGCAGCUAUGCCUCUUCUGCCAUCGCAGGCAUGGUGGCAGCCCUGCAUGGCUGCCUGACACCUCAUAGGCCUCUCACCUGCAUGCCUCCAACAGGAAGUGAAUACUCUGGCAACGCCUACGGCCACACCCCCUACUCCUCCUACAGCGAGGCCUGGCGCUUCCCCAACUCCAGCUUGCUGAGUUCCCCAUAUUAUUACAGUUCCACAUCAAGGCCGAGCGCGCCGCCCUCCACCGCCACGGCCUUUGACCAUCUGUAGUUGCCAUGGGGACAGUGGGAGCGACUGAGCAACAGGAGGAUUCAGUCUGGGACAGGCCCCAGAGAGUCACACAAAGGAAUCUUUAUUUAUUACAUGAAAAAUAACCACAAGUCCAGCACUGCGGCUCACUCCCUGUGAGGUUGACUUAGUGAACCAUAAAAGACAGGAUGACUUUGGAGAAGGCUAAACUGUCCUCUAAGACUCCUUAAUGAGGGGCAGGAGUCCCAGGGAGAGAGAACUGUCCUAUUCCCCAUUGCGAGAGAGACAGAAUUGGGGGAGAAAUACAGAAGAUGAGGGGACAGCCCAGGAGCUUGAGAGGGAUGGCAUCUGGGGCCCACUUACAGCCUUAGGGGUGCACAAAGGCACCUUUGUGGCUCUGUCAGCAGCCCUGGCAGUGUGGGCUGUGUGUUCGCCAGUCCAGCCUGCAGCCACUGCCACCCUGAGAGUCACCUCCCACCUGCCCCAGAGCUGAGGCUCCCACCUGCUCCUCUCAGCUUGCUUGGCUCUUCCUGCAUCUCCCUCGUGACCAUGGGCUGAGGGGCUAGGUCAAGUCAGCCAGAAGCUGCACCUGGUGAUCAGCGGGCCUCCCCUUUGCUGCAGCUGUGGAUGUACAAGCACACCCAGGCCCCUGCCAUGGAACAUCCCUUUGGCAGAAGCAUCAGCCAGACCAGCCUUUUCAGCUCAAGACAGACAUUCAAGGACCUCUGGCUCCUAGGGGUGAGCAGGAGCCCUCCCAGGGUAGAGCCCUCCCCAGGCAGAGCAAGGCAGGAUUGCUGGGAACCUGCUUCCCUCUCUCAGUGGCCCUGCCAAGCCAGAUGUGCGGCCAGAGCCCAAGUGACUGAACAGACCCUGCGGCAAGCAGGAAGCCCGAAUGGAGGCUGGCUCUCUGGCUCCCGCAGCUUCUGCCCCCCAGGCCUGACUAAGUACUGCACAGGAAGCCCUGUGUGUGCCGAGCUCCCCUCUUCCCACCUCAGACAUUGGCCUCUGUGAGUCAUCUUCCAGCCAGUCGGGCCUCUCUCCUUCAUGCUUCUUUCUUUUUUUAAAGACAACCCACCAUUGCCACGACUCAAUAAACCAUGACUCUCC
Molecule: messenger RNA, 2674 nt
Organism: Manis javanica (Malayan pangolin)
Lineage: Eukaryota; Metazoa; Chordata; Mammalia; Pholidota; Manidae
Gene: PAX8
Product: paired box 8
Biological process (GO): regulation of transcription by RNA polymerase II; anatomical structure development
Molecular function (GO): DNA-binding transcription factor activity, RNA polymerase II-specific; RNA polymerase II cis-regulatory region sequence-specific DNA binding
Source: RefSeq, a predicted model, not a curated record